Protobothrops mucrosquamatus (brown spotted pit viper) is the source of this 693-nucleotide messenger RNA. Its product is annotated as WW domain-binding protein 2-like. The record is from RefSeq and is a predicted model, not a curated record. NCBI's taxonomy places the organism in Eukaryota, Metazoa, Chordata, Lepidosauria, Squamata, Viperidae. The coding region runs from base 1 to 693 and encodes 230 amino acids. The transcript is spliced from 8 exons.
AUGGAGGUGACUCGAUAUCAAUUCUCUAGGUCAGCCAACAAUUCUGAGGAAAGGGUCCUGGCUCACUAUAGUGAAGUGGUAUUAUUUCUGGAAGGAGAACCAGAUAUUCCAGAAGAACUCCGAGGAGCCAAGAAGGGGAUGCUGUACCUCACUCAAUACAAAAUAAUAUUCCAGCAUAAAGAUAAGGGGUCGACCAUCAUUCGUUUUCCUCUGCAGCUGUUGGGAGAUUGUUUUCUGGAGGACGAGCCUGACUCCAAACCUCAACACAUCCAAGGAACUCUGACUUCCACCCAGGGACUUCUUGUUUUCAAAUUCACUUUCCAGUAUGGAGCUUCGGAUUGCCUAAACAUGAUCAAAGAUCUAGUAGAUUCAGAUAUUUUGAAAGAGGCGACCAAUCUCCAAGAAUACCCCACCGCCUCCAUCUAUACUUACGCCCACCCUGCAGCGCCACAGACAACCCGUUCUCUCAACAUGUUACCACUGUGGCCUCCCCCUUACCCUGGCCCCCCAGAGCUCCCCCCACCCUAUUCUGAAGUGGAAGCAGAAUCUCCAGGAAGAAGCAGAGAGGCAGGUGUGUCCAAGAUGGGUGUGGAUAAGGAUGGGAACUCACAGCACGCCUGCAUUCUCUAUGCCUACAACAUAGGAGGCGGAUCCGUGCAUGCCACCUUCUCUAAAGAGCUCUUCAAUGUUUGA